Molecule: messenger RNA, 707 nt
Organism: Populus nigra (black poplar)
Lineage: Eukaryota; Viridiplantae; Streptophyta; Magnoliopsida; Malpighiales; Salicaceae
Product: glutaredoxin-C11
Exons: 1
Coding region: 195-503 (102 amino acids)
Source: RefSeq, a predicted model, not a curated record
UCAAAGUCCACCAAAGCAAUUCCUCAGUAACUAGCAGCUACAAGCUUCUGCACUCAGCUUGCUUCCCUGCAGGUUUUUUUCCUUUCUUGAUUAACUUAGUGUUUCUUCCAAGCUAAUUCUAGUAGCACUCAGCUAGCUGUGAAUAGCAAGAGAAUUGUUUCUUUUCUUAGCAACACCAGGAAAAGGUUUUAGAAAUGGAUAAGGUUAGAGAUUUGGCAUCGAGGAACGCUGCAGUGAUCUUCACCAAGAGCUCAUGCUGCAUGUGCCACAGCAUCAAGACACUUUUUUAUGAACUAGGUGCAAGCCCCGCAAUUCAUGAGCUAGACCGUGAAGCCAAUGGUAAGGAAAUGGAGUGGGCUUUACGUGGGCUAGGGUGCAACCCCACCGUCCCAGCUGUCUUCAUAGGUGGAAAAUGGGUAGGAUCAGCCAAAGAUGUGCUAUCCCUGCACCUGGAUGGCUCUUUGAAACAAAUGCUCAUGGAAGCCAAGGCAAUCUGGUUCUAGCUAUAGUACCUCUCAAAUAAGCCACAAAGUACUUUAGUUUAACGCUGUAUGAUAUGGAAAUAGCUCUUAUGCUAUGUUGAAAACAAUGUUGUCUUUAAGGGCUUUGCUUUUUCUUGAGUUCCCUGACUACAUUGUAUAAAAAAACGUAAUAUUAUGAUAAAAAAUCCUGAAGAUCAGUUUUCAGGGGGGUGUUUAAGAUUUCAA